Molecule: messenger RNA, 6256 nt
Organism: Schistosoma haematobium
Lineage: Eukaryota; Metazoa; Platyhelminthes; Trematoda; Strigeidida; Schistosomatidae
Exons: 2
Coding region: 2193-2792 (199 amino acids)
Source: RefSeq, a predicted model, not a curated record
CCAGAAAAUACAAGUGUUUAUUAACAGCUGUCCACGUAAAAUACUUCGGAUCCGUUGGUCAGACACUAUCAACAACAACCUGCUGUGGGAGAGAACAAACCAGAUUCCAGUGGAGGAAGAAAUCAGGAAGAAGAGCUGGAAGUGGAUAGGGCACACGUUGAGGAAAGCAGCGAACUGCGUCACAAGACAAGCCCUCACAUGGAAUCCUCAAGGUCAAAGGAAAAGAGGAAGACCAAAGAACACAUUACGCCGAGAAAUGGAGAUAAACAUGAGAAAAAUGAACAAUAAUUGGAGGGAACUGGGAAGGAAGGUCCAGGACAGAGUGGGUUGGAGAGUGCUGGUCGGCGGCCUUUGCUCCAUAGGGAGUCACGGGCGUAAGUAAGUAAGUACACAAUCGCUCGCAGCCUACCAAAUAAAAUGGCGGAGCUCAAGACAGUGAUGGAUAUAGAAAAACUGGAUGUCUCAGAAACAUGGUUGACGUCAGAAGUGUCCGAUAAUGAAAUUCAGUUGACUGGUUUUUUAUCCAGUAGGGCCGAUAGAUCAAACCGCAGGGGAAGCGGGGUUAUCUUGUACAUGAAAAGUACUCUUACCAUACGAGAGUGGUACAUGAUUCAGGACGAUGUGAUUUGAUAUGCUGCAGACUGAAAUGUAGACGGCAAGAUAUUGAAUUAAUCGUAGUAUAUCUCAGUGCAGAAUGUGUAGUAGAUGACUUCCUCCUAAGUCAUCUUAAGUCCUGGUGUAACAAGGGUAAAAGCCUUAUAGUAGGCGACUUCAAUGCACCGAAUAUAAACUGGGUAAACUCAGAAUUAGGAUCAUCCAAAACUUCAUUUGAUUGCAAACUGUUAGAAACCUCAAUUGGUUUAGCUUUAUUCCAGCACAUUAGAGAUCCCACAAGAUAUGAUUUACGAAACUCCUCUUUCGGAUUUAGUCUUCACACAUGGCAAGUGAUUGAGUAAAAAAUUGGACGGGCAUUAAAGCUCACUAGGUUAGGACUGACUUCGACCCUUUAUCUUUUAUCAUCGAGGCAAACAUCUUGCUGAGAUAGUUCAAACAAAUUCCCAGGAAUCUUUCAAGAGGAAACUUGACGUAUUCCGUCGGAUUUAGUCUUCACACAUAGUGAUGACGUUGGUCAAAUGACUUUUGUUAUGGAUGCAGAAUAAUGUGCCAAUCAUUAUCAUGUUAAGUCUAAUGAUGUCCUUGGACGUUAAAUGGACAUUUCCUAUUGGCCAUUAUUUACUUCAUCCGUUAAAUAUUGUGCAAAUGUUGUUUUCUAUUUUUAUGGUACGAUGUGGUAUGUUUGGUUACUAUAUAGCGACUCACGUGCAAAUGGGUUUAUUCUCAUUUAACUCGGUUAAGCCCUUUUGCUAACUUAUCUAGCGGACAAAGCCAUCCGCACUAUAACAAUUUAUUGCACCCUUAUUAUUAUUUUGUUCUUGUAUGAAAUACGCAUGCUUGAAUAUUGCUUACGGCCUACGCAUUUAUUCACUCUGCUAGUCUCACUACUAACCGCUUAUUUGAUUCGAUUACUCAUUAAUUUCACAUGCUAUAGAUAUGUCCAUGUUAUUCAUAUGGCUGACUCUGCUUUCUCGCUCGCUUGAUUGUACUCGAUUGCUUAUAUUCGCUCAGUCGCUCGCUUGCCUGUUUGCCGUUCGACACAACUCUUAAUGCUCGUUUAAUGCAUCUGCAAUUUUGGACAUCUGUGUGUGUGGUCUCGAAAUAAACGUAAUCAACGCUUCGUAUUCGCCUUCUGAAUAAUAUACCGUUGGGGUUAAAUAGGACGGUUAUCAAGACGACUUGUAUACGAAGUUUAAGGGAUAUAUCGAAUACCGACCACCACAUAAUUGGCGAUCCCGACGCGCGAACACGAAACAAUCUUCGACGACGUAAUCCAAUUCCUAAAAUCCAACGUACUCGAUUACAAUUGUAACUAUCAUUUGGAUUAUAAUUAUAACUGUGGAUUUAUUAUCUCAUUAUUUUAAUUAUACGUACAUUAUCUCACAAACAUUAUAGAACAUAACGAUAAUAUUCAUAAUAAACAACGAUAUUUUUACAAACAAUUGAUAUUUUGGUGCAAUUUAGUAAGUCCGUUCUUUGUUAUAAAUUGUACCAUUUGUUUUUAUCAUUGUUUUUAUCGACUCACUUUUCUCUGUGACAUUCGCAUUAUAUUCGUGUACUUUUUGAUCUUUAUAGAUAUGUCUUUAAGUAACGAUACAAUAGAACUUUCCUUAACGCCGUCCGUGAGGUCCAUUAAUGUAACUAUUCCUCCUUUUAAGGUCACAGAUCCUCAACUUUGGUUUAUCAGACUUGAACAUUACUUUGUAGUUAAUCGUGUUCAUACACAGCGAGAUAAAUUUGACCACGCGAGCUCGCUACUUCCAGAUGAAGUAGCAGAUAAUGUACGAGAGAUUUUAAUCAAGCCAGACAUAGAAAAGCCAUACGAUGCAUUAAAACAGGCAGUGAUUAAAGCCGUCUCAUUAAGCGACCGGCAAGCCAUCGAACAACUUCUCAGUCAAGUGCAGAUAGGAGAUAGGACUCCAUCUCAACUAAAAAACUACGUGAGAAGCAUAAUCGAUGACAGAAAAGUAGAUAAAAACAUAUUUUAUCAGUUGUGGUUACGACGACUUCCAGCGAACGUGCAGCAGAUUCUUGCGGUUGAGGACAGCGAUGUCGAUAUAGACAACAUUGCUAAAAUAGCCGAUAGAAUUUAUGAGAGAAUGAAACAAACGAGUCCGCAAAGGCAUAGUACUGUAAUGGCAUUUGACCAUAACCACACAAGACUACUCAGAAAAUAGAUAUUCAAUAUUUAACACGGAGAAAUGCCUAAGAAUGGAGAAGGCGCGAACAAUGAAUUGAAUGGACUGGAGUUGAUCGGAUGGCAUGGCUCGACCAUGCAGGCGUGGUCCCUCUGAAUGUUACCUUAUAUCUUCUAUUCAUAUUAAAUAUAUUGUUCUUUCUCUAGCCUAACCUUGUUCUACAUCAUGUAUUGGUAAUUGAUACGUUGCAGUGAGUUGGUGUAGUCGAUGGUGUGACUUCCACGAUUAGGUCUAUUAUUAGAGCAGUACUAAUAUCAUAGUAGACCAUAGUUCUACAUUGGUGAGCCCAACUAAAGAAACGCAACUUAUUAUUAUUAAUCCUUAUUUUCACUUCAACUUUCUCGAUCGAUUUUAUAUUUAUGUUAACCCUGUAUUCUAAUAGUCCUCUGAUUAAUGCUCACAUGCAUUAUCGUAACGUUAUAUUGAUUAGUCCUCAUGACACACUAGCUCAAUAGAUAAAAACUGGUCGUGUUUUUAUAACUAAUUAGCUUUGAUGGUUUGUUAACAAGCUUUAAUAGCAUUUACAUGCUUCAGCGACAUAGUCUUGUUUAAACAUCAAGCUCUAGCAAUUAUGACCUGUAAAUAGCGUAAAUAUACAUUGACUAACAAUGCAACCAAGGACUAAAUACUUGUGUAGUGACUCACAUUUAUCACGAGAACACGACUGGUUUAAUAAAAACAAUUAUUAUUAUAACCAACUGUACCAGUGUUUGUUUUAACGUGCUUUUGUUUGACUGUGCUAAUUAUAGCCAUUUUGUGCUUCCAUUACCUUCCAUCAUUGUUCCGCGGUUUUUGGUACUGUUCGCACGUACUCCUUUCUUCUGCUUUCGCUUGUACCAUUCCUUGGCACGAUCUCGGUAUUCGUUCAAUACCACGAGAUCGCCAACGAAAUAAAUCUGGUUACGUUCGAUCCUCGCCUUCUGAUUUAUCUGGCACGUGUUUCUUGGUAGCGGUGUUCACAGUUAAUCUCAACUCGACACCACGCUACAAUUGGUAAUCCCAAAUCGAAUACAAUUGGUGACCCGUAUUUUGGAACACGCCUCAGCUUCUGGUCAAAUCUUCCAAAGAAGCCAAUUCGGUGAGUCUAUGAUUUAUCUAUCCACGUCUGUCGUAUAUUUUCAUAUUUAAUAUAUAAUAUACUCGACAUGACGGAUAACGAUAAGAAUAGUAUUAAUAUAAUAGACUCACAUGUAUGUGUACCGAAUCCUUGUCACUUUAUUCGCGUGACGAUGAAUUCCACGCUUUAUUCGAGAAAUUUCCCCCUAUUAACUAUUCUCCUCGCUGACCCGGCUGUUUGGUACGGAAUGCAUUCGCAUAAGCAUUAACGUCUACCUCCCAGCAUCAAAUGGUUAAGUUGAACGGUUUCACUGCCAACUUAAAAGUGCUCUACGAGCACACGAGAACGACAACUGGUACGAAACCUUAUCGCUCGUCCUCUAAGGUAUUCAAACGAGCCUGAUGGCAGAUAUACAAUGUUCCGCCGCUGAAAUGGUAUGCAGCACGACAUUGCGUCUGCCCGGAGAAUUCUUCACACCACGGAGCAGACCUAAUUUCGGUAAAUCAGACAACGUCCGUCGACUGUCUGCAUUUAUGUGAACGCUUUCUCCGGUGUCAACUCGAAUACAACAUCGACAGGUCGCUCUCCCUCGAGAGUUAUCUACCUGUUCACAUGUUUUUGUACGAGUAGAUUCGGUACGCAAACCUUGGCAACAACCUUACGAAGGCCCUUUUCACGUGAUCGCUCGUCACGAAAAGACCUUCAAAGUUGAUCGAUAUGGACGCGUCGAGAUCGUCAGCAUUGAUCGUCUCAAACCAGCACACGUCGAUGACAGUGCCCUAUCUGACACCCUGAGAUUCAAUGCUAGACCUAUCAAACCUAGCGGGAUCCUUAAAUCUUCUUCAGGUCCCACGCUAGAUGCAUGUGAGACCUCAUUCUCACGUCCCGGUCAACAGCACGCGUCAUCUGCACCGUCUACGGACGAGACGACAGUCUCACGUCCAGAUCAGCAGACCACGCCGCCUCUGACUUCGGAUGAGAUUGCAGGCUCACACGACGCGAACGAGACUGCCGUCUCACGUUCCGGUCGCCGAGUACGGUUACCCGUACGCUUCCGCGAAUAGUCGCACAGUCAACAACCGAUACGGUGUAGGAUUAUUCCUAUACUACACGUAUGCUACACUCUUCUUUUUUUGAUUUUCUUUUUGUUUCCUGAGCCCACGCCUUCGACCAUCUCCGUUUGGUUCCGUCGACUUCAGUCAACUUUGGCGAAAGCUGGAUUGGCCACCCAUGCUCUUGUCAACGCACUCAGUCGAUAUAUUGGUUUUGAAUGCUUGGCAUAAGCUUGGUCGUUACGGUCGCUUCUGGUCUUUUGGCUCAACGUGGUUUCGUCCUACGUCUGCAGCGUUUCUGGUGCGCACCUCUACGAACGCCCUCUUCAGAUUCUGGAUACAAACCACCCUAGUGUAGCAUGCCAACUCAAGCAAUACAUACAGCACAUCGCUCCUGGCACCGUUCUCUGAAAACAACCUUCGUUGGCAACUCGACGAUCAACGAUCGCUUUCCUGUUCGCCAAUUCUUCCGUCCUACAAUCGCUCGUCAGCCGAUCAGUCCCACGAUUUAAACCUCUAUUUAUCGAAAGUGUUAACCCUUUCUAGCGAAGGGCUCCUGUAGUGACUCACAAUUAUCACGAGAACACGACUGGUUUAAUAAAAACAAUUAUUAUUAUAACCAACUGUACCAGUGCUUGUUUUAAUGUGCCUUUGUUUGACUGUGCUAAUGACAGCUAUUUUGCGCUUCGUUUCUCUUACUUACACUUUGAUUGUAACUUCGCGCGAACUCGGUUACGUUCUGUAACCAAGCUUGUAUUCUGACACGAUCUCGGUAUCCUUUCGAUGCCACGAGAUCGCCAGCGAAUACAUCUCGAUUUGGUCCAUUAAUUGCCUUCUGGUAUUUGGCUUCUCGGGGAUUUUAUGGAGUCAUUUGGAACGAGCUUCUUACGCCUUCUGAUCUAUUUGGCACGUGUUUCUUGGUAGCGGUGUUCAUAGUUAAUCUCAACUCGACGCCACGCUACACUUGUCUGGAUCUAAUUAUCUGUGUUCCUUCACCUAACACCUCUUGUAAUAUCUUUUCUUCCGACCACUGCCUGCCUAAUUUCAUAUUCUCGAGUUCCACUGCCAAACAACAAGGGUGACACUUCUCCAAAAAAAUACGAUGGCUCAUUCAAUGGCACACACAAUUAUCUGGAUUCAUUCAGUUGUUCUGAUCAGAGUGAGUCCCAAAAACCUCGACAGCAUCAAGCACCCUGGAAGUGAUUGCCAUACUGCAUGUUUUAUCCUGGAUACUUUCGGAUCAUUACUACUCACGAAUGGCGUUAUGUAUGUCGUCCACUGAAUAAUCUAAUUUUCAAAAAUAACCCAGGCGAGUUCAACUAUUUUACUUAAUG